Molecule: messenger RNA, 1404 nt
Organism: Fusarium pseudograminearum CS3096
Lineage: Eukaryota; Fungi; Ascomycota; Sordariomycetes; Hypocreales; Nectriaceae
Exons: 3
Coding region: 1-1404 (467 amino acids)
Biological process (GO): peptidyl-lysine monomethylation
Cellular component (GO): nucleus
Molecular function (GO): protein-lysine N-methyltransferase activity; protein binding
Source: RefSeq, a predicted model, not a curated record
AUGCCGCCAAAACCGACUCUCCCCAUCGACGUCUUUCCUGCUUGGGCACGUUUCAAUGACGUGGAUUUCAUUAAUGUCGAAUUGUGUGAAACUGAUGGAAAGGGAAUUGGGCUAGUCACUGUCACCGGAAGUGACUUGACCAAAAUACCAGUGGCAGAGGGUGAAGUUAAUGACAAAGACUUGCAGCAUGGAAAAGCUGAAGCUUUGCUGCGAAUUCCCCAUGAUUUGGUCCUUUCAGCCUCCACGGUUGAGGAUUACGCUAAGGUUGAUCAAAACUUCCGCCAACUCAUGGACUCUGUAGGACAUAAUUCGACACGGGGUAACAUUCUGCUAUACCUCUUGGCGCAUCUUGUUCUGUCUGGUCGAGAUGCAUCGAGCCCGAGAGGCCCUGCGUCAACACCAUGGACAGAGUAUCUCAAAUUCCUGCCUCGUGACGUUCCUGUCCCAACAAUGUGGUCGGAAGUUGAGCGAGCUCUUCUUCAAGGCACAUCGCUAGAGGCUGCAUUGGAAGCCAAAUUCGCAUCUCUAAGCAAGGAGUUUGAGGAUCUGACCGAGAAAUCUUCGGUGCUACCUUUUUGGAAUUCCCUGUUUUGGGAGAAGGGAACGGUGGCCAUUCAAGACUGGAUCUUGGUUGAUGCAUGGUACCGAUCACGCUGUUUAGAACUACCUCGAGGGGGAGAUGUCAUGGUCCCUGGACUUGACAUGGCCAACCACUCGCAUCAUCCAACCGCUUACUACGACGAAGAUGACAAGGAUGAUGUUGUCCUGCUAGUACGACCCGGGACAAAGGUGUCAGCGGGGGAGGAAGUGAACAUUUCCUAUGGAGACAAAAACCCCGCAGAAAUGCUCUUUAGUUACGGGUUUAUCGACAACGAGUCUACCGUCGAGGGACUCAACCUGCCCGUGAAAGUACUGCCCGAUGACCCAUUGGGUAAAGCCAAGCUUCACAUCUUUGGCAGCUCAGGAUCUCUCAUUUUAUCUCGGUCAGAUGGGAAGGUAAGCUGGCAAUGCCCCUUUGCGUACCUGAUGUGUCUGAAUGAGGAAGAUGGUCUUGAGUUCAAAGUCCUCCAAGGAGAGGAUGGAGGGCGGGAGCUAAGACUCUUCUGGCAAGAAGAAGACGUGACAGCGCAGGUAGGCCACUUUGAAGAUCUCAUCAAAGACCACCCCCUCUGCCAAAUCUUCCGGCUUCGAGUGGUUUCUGUCUUGCAUGAGGUGGUGUCCGACCACCUCGUGGAACUCUCCUCCGAGAUCUCCCAUGAUGAGCUCGAGCCAUUGUGCCGGGAUGGACUCGUGAGGGAUGAAUGUAUUCAAGCAGCAGAAAAGCUCAGGGGAGUCGAGGCUGGUGUGCUGGAAAGCGCUGCUGUGGCUCUGGACAAACAGGUGCGUAUCGCUCGAAGCGAUUGA